CUAAAAUGCUGUCUAGGUAGGCAGCUCACUACGUUUUGAAAGACAAGUAUUCAGAAUCAGGGGAGGAGAAUCAGAGCUCAUGCGAAAAUGGCGUCUCCGAAAACAGUGCCUAAAGAUGCCCAGGUUAUGAUGCAGAUUCUUAAAGACAUGGGAAUCACGGAGUACGAUCCCAGAGUGAUCAAUCAAAUGCUUGAGUUUACAUACAGAUACGUAACAACUAUAAUUGAAGAUGCAAAAAUAUAUUCCACUCAUGCCAAGAAGUCCAAUGUGGAUGCAGAUGAUAUAAGGCUAGCAAUCCAGUGUCGAGUGGAUCAGUCAUUCACAUCUCCUCCACCACGAGAUUUUCUGUUGGACAUUGCAAGGCAGAAGAACCAAACUCCUUUGCCUCUGAUCAAACCAUACACCGGUCCACGCCUUCCACCAGACCGCUACUGUCUCACCGCACCAAACUACAGACUUAAGUCCUUGCAGAAAAAGGUGUCUUCGUCCGCGGGCAGGAUAACAGUGCCACGGUUAAGUGUGGGUGCAGUGUCCAGUAGGCCAAGCACUCCAACUCUUGGUACACCAUCAGUGCAGACAGUGGGGACAAAAGUGGGGACACCUGUGUCACUGACCGGCCAGCGCUUUACAGUUCAGAUUCCCUCUUCACAGGCUGCCUCUGUCAAAUCAGCUACUCCUACCACUCCCACGGUUCAAAAUGUCCUCAUCAACCCCUCUCUCAUUGGCUCCAAGAACAUCCUCAUUACUACUAAUAUGGUGUCGCAGAAUUCAUCUAGUGACUCUACCUCUCUUAAGAGGAAGCAUGAAGAUGAGGAUGAAUAUGAUGCGUUAUGACCUACUGUGGUUUCUUACUAGUAUGGAAGUGAUUUUGUAAAUAAGCAAUUGAUAACAAUGAAAAUGCCUUUCAGUAGUCUUGUCUUGUUUAGAUUCUUACUCAAUAACAGGCAAUUACCAUGUAUUGUUCAUUUUAGGAAGUAUAAUAAAUCAAAUAAAUUCAUAAAUU
Molecule: messenger RNA, 1003 nt
Organism: Sinocyclocheilus grahami
Lineage: Eukaryota; Metazoa; Chordata; Actinopteri; Cypriniformes; Cyprinidae
Product: transcription initiation factor TFIID subunit 9-like
Exons: 7
Coding region: 88-834 (248 amino acids)
Biological process (GO): DNA-templated transcription initiation; RNA polymerase II preinitiation complex assembly
Cellular component (GO): transcription factor TFIID complex; SAGA complex
Molecular function (GO): protein heterodimerization activity; transcription coactivator activity; RNA polymerase II general transcription initiation factor activity
Source: RefSeq, a predicted model, not a curated record